This is a messenger RNA of Verruconis gallopava, 1071 nucleotides long. RefSeq lists its product as uncharacterized. The transcript is spliced from 3 exons. The record is from RefSeq and is a predicted model, not a curated record. The coding region runs from base 1 to 1071 and encodes 356 amino acids. NCBI's taxonomy places the organism in Eukaryota, Fungi, Ascomycota, Dothideomycetes, Venturiales, Sympoventuriaceae.
AUGCAAACCAAUAAUUCCUUCCCCCCUUCGCCCACUGUUUGCCAUUCCGGCACUCCACCAGAAUCUUCUACUUCUACUGUGGAGUUGAAGCUCUACUCCAUUCUCGAAGCUUGGCUAGUUUAUAGACAAUCAGAGAAGCGCAAGAUAUGUCAGGCACCCGGCGGAACCGAGCUUGUACAGGCGCUGAAGAUUUUCCUUGAGUUGAACUUAAGGGAUACUAAACUCUCCGAAGGGAAAGCCAAAAAUCAGACUUCACAGUUACGCAAAGUACAGCGAUUUACGAGAACGAAGCAUGACUCAAGUACGAAAAUUGCGCCUCGAAACCGCGGUAGAAACAGGAGAGAUACGAAGUUUAUACUUGGUGGCUCUCCGGAGAGUGAUACGAAUCAGCUUGAGGAACACAACAAUGACAAGGAGAGGAUCGAAGAUGUUGACACGAGAGAGGGGAUAGCUGAACGAGGGAGGCUAUCCACGGACAUCGAUACGAUUUUAACGACCAAGCUAAAUGGAACUCCAGGCACCUCCAAAUGCCAACAAACCAGGCAUCGGAGCGAAGAACCCAAUGUCUCCGAGGAGCACAGUCGAGGAUGUCACAGCUAUACCGAUGCUGACAGUGACGGCAGCCUCCGCAUUUCGGAGAAAGGCAUAGACGACGAAAACGAAGACGAGUGGGAAGAUGAUGAUGGCUCUUUCCAGCGUAUCGACUCUAAAUUGGAGACUAUUACGCAAACAUCCCUUAUCACCACACUAUUCGGAAACCCGUCGAGUUGUAGUAUUCAAGAGAUUGAGCCGAGUUCUGCUCCUCGUCCAAUACCGACCUCCUCCUCGUUCAUAGUUCAGCCGCCGAUACUCUCGCCACGUACUGCUCGCCGCAACAUGUUCUCUAAAGAGUUGCCUCAAUCAUUACGGAAACAACUGAUUAGGGACCGCCAGAUCAACAAGACAACCAUCUUCGGAAUAUUCGAACCAUCGACUCUACUUCUAAACAAGCCCCGGACACGCAAAAUAGCCCCGUCUCAUAAUAGGUAUUUUGAUGCUGGACUUCUUGAUUAUCAUGAGAGAGGAUGGUAG